UCACGGGUGCAAGACGGCCACUGUGCCCUCUGAGUCCCUGGGCCAAGCACUGUCCCGUUAUUGGAGAAAUGGCACCCGUCGGAGGGAAAAGGGAAAAAAAGGGCAUUCUAGAACGGCUGCAUAGUGGAGAGGUUGUGAUUGGUGAUGGAAGUUUUGUCAUUACCCUUGAGAAGAGGGGAUACGUGAAAGCUGGACUUUGGACCCCAGAAGCAACUGUAGAACAUCCAGAAGCAGUACGCCAGCUUCACACAGAGUAUCUGAGAGCUGGAUCCAAUGUCAUGCAGACCUUUACCUUCUUUGCUGACAAGGAUAAUUUGGAAAGCAAGUGGAAAGAUGUAAAUGAAGCUGCCUGCGAACUUGCCAGGGAAGUGGCUGAAAAGGGAGAUGCCUUGGUAGCAGGUGGAGUCAGUAAAACAUCAUUGUACAAAAGCCAUGAGAAUGAACUUGAAAUUAAAGAACUUUUCCAACUACAACUAGAAGUUUUUACCAGAAAGAAUGUGGACUUCUUGAUUGCAGAGUAUUUUGAUUGUUGUGAAGAAGCUGUAUGGGCUGUUGAAGUCUUGAAAGGGUCUGGGAAGCCAGUGGCAGCUACCAUGUGCAUUGGUCCAGAGGGAGACAUGAAUAAUUUAACACCUGGAGAAUGCGCAGUUCGAUUGGUCAAAGCAGGAGCUUCAAUCGUGGGUGUGAACUGUCGCUUUGGACCAGAUAUUAGCUUGGCCACUGUGAAGCUAAUGAAAGAGGGCCUAGAGGCCUCUGGUCUGAAAGCUUUCUUGAUGGUGCAGUCACUGGGGUUCCACACACCUGACUGUGGCAAGGGAGGCUUUGUAGACCUCCCCCAGUACCCUUUCGGUCUGGAACCCAGAGUUGCUACCAGAUGGGAUAUUCAAAAAUAUGCCAGGGAAGCCUACAAUCUGGGUGUCAGGUACAUCGGGGGCUGCUGUGGAUUUGAGCCUUAUCACAUCAGAGCGAUUGCUGAGGAGCUGGCUCCUGAAAGGGGCUUCUUGCCUGAUGCUUCAGAAAAACAUGGCAGCUGGGGCAGUGGUUUGAAUAUGCACACCAAGCCCUGGGUUAGAGCAAGGGCACAGAAAGAAUACUGGAAGAAUCUGUUGCCAGCUUCAGGAAGGCCAUACUUUCCUUCUUUGUCAAAACCAGAUGCCUGAGAAUGCCAAAGGAAUAACUAAGUUGAAAUAAUAAAAAGAGGUCCUCCAUGAAGACUUUUUUGAUUA
Molecule: messenger RNA, 1226 nt
Organism: Gracilinanus agilis (Agile Gracile Mouse Opossum)
Lineage: Eukaryota; Metazoa; Chordata; Mammalia; Didelphimorphia; Didelphidae
Gene: BHMT2
Product: betaine--homocysteine S-methyltransferase 2
Exons: 8
Coding region: 69-1160 (363 amino acids)
Molecular function (GO): zinc ion binding; betaine-homocysteine S-methyltransferase activity
Source: RefSeq, a predicted model, not a curated record